This is a messenger RNA of Cyprinodon variegatus (sheepshead minnow), 2525 nucleotides long. Its product is annotated as zinc finger protein 883-like. Lineage: Eukaryota; Metazoa; Chordata; Actinopteri; Cyprinodontiformes; Cyprinodontidae. The record is from RefSeq and is a predicted model, not a curated record. The transcript has 4 exons. Gene Ontology annotation, molecular function: DNA-binding transcription factor activity; RNA polymerase II cis-regulatory region sequence-specific DNA binding. Bases 379 to 1935 code for a protein of 518 amino acids. Gene Ontology annotation, biological process: regulation of transcription by RNA polymerase II.
UAUUAACGCUAAAUUCAUUAAAUCACGGCGAACGUAUUAGUUUCAGGUAUAAAUGAUGAUCCGUUGGUUAUUCCUUCCUUUAAAAAAAACAACACUUUAGAGUUAAAUCAAGGAACGUGUCGCUCCUAUUUCCUAAGAUUAAUAAAAUUAACCGUUCAAUAGUGUUUAUCAGCCAUCUGGUCAUUCUGACUCCUGCCUGCUCUUCUAGUAGAAUCUCUCCAUCAGGGUUCAUUUUCUCCUCGCUUCUUUCUAUCAGUCUACCUCUAAUCUAAAACAGGGACAUUAAACAUCAAACUUUAGGCUGGGUUUGGGUCCCAGAGGUUCGGUUCCCUGCGAAACGAGUCGGUCCUCCUCUGUGUUUCAGACCCAGUGGGGCUGAUGGGGGUUUACUGGUUUUCUCAGGAGGAAGUGGGAGCUGCAGUGGACCAGCUGUGUCUGGAAGCUGUGGAUAAAAUCCUGGAGAUAAUGGAAGUGAACGUGGCCACACAGGAAGUGACCGCUGGAGAAGCUCCGCCUCCACCUGAUGACGGCUGUGGAAGCUCAACGAGGACUGCAGUGGACAAGCUGUGUCUGGAAGCUGUGGAUAAAAUCCUGGAGAUAAUGGAAGUGAACGUGGCCACAAGGGAAGUGACCGCUGGAGAAGCUCCGCCUCCACCUGAUGACGGCUGUGGAAGCUCAACGAGGACCGAGACAGAACAAGGUGAAAAGGCAGCCAUCGCUGAAGCCGGCAGAGACCACGCCUACAUCCUGCUGCUCAUAAGCCCUGCUGGAGACGCUGGGAACCUGCUGGUGGCGCUGCAGAGCACCGGCAGCGCUGAGGGUGAGAAGAUGCAGCCCCCCCACCUCCCCUCCUCCUCCCCACCAGCGAGUGAUGACCAUGGAUACGCUCGACCAUCGACGGCGCCGCCAGACGGCGCCUCAGCAAUGGAGGCGGGACGUAGAACCCAACAGCCAGUCCAGCCCCCCCUGCAGUGCUCCCAGUGCACCAAGCUGUUCCCCAGCGCCGAGCGGCUGGCCGACCAUCACAGGAAGUCCCACCCGCUGUGCUCCGUGUGCGGCACGCAGUUCAGCGGCAUCCUGAAGCUCCGGGAGCACGAGAUGAAGGAGCACGGACUCCUGCCUUACUCCUGCAGCUACUGCCCCAAAACAUUCAACCACAAGACUCACCGCGACCUCCACGAGAAGGCGCGGCACACCCGCGAGAAGAACUGCCACUGCGACAUCUGUGGGAGGAGCUUCUCCUGCGCCAGCGUGCUGAAAACCCACAGACUGACCCACUUCAACAAGACCUUCAUCUGCGAGGUCUGUGGGAAGACCUUCUACCACGCCUCCCACCUGAAGCGCCACACGCUGGUCCACCAGGAGGUGCGACCGUACAGCUGCUCCACCUGUGGGAGGGGCUUCAACCAGGCCGCCAACCUACGCAGCCACCAGGCCACGCACAGCGGAGAGAGGCAGCUCUGCUCCAUCUGCGGGAAGAGCUUCCGCUACCUGAAGAACCACGUCAUUAGCAAACAUCCGCACGAGGCGGCGGCCGGCGAGCUGCCGCCCCGCCACGCCAUCAUCAGCUGCCCGGUGUGCAGGAAGAAGUUCCCCAAUGCGUCGCAGUGCAGGACGCAUCAGCUCCAGCACACGGGGGAGAAGCCCUUCCACUGCCAGGCGUGCGGGAAGAGCUACGGCCGGAAGGCGCAGCUGCGGGCGCACGCCGCCACCCACGGCGGCAACAAGCCCUACAGGUGCUCCGUGUGCGCCAAGACCUUCAGCCUGGCCUCCAGCUUCCUGAGGCACCGCAGCAUCCACAGCGGCGCGACACCCUACAGCUGCCAGGCCUGCGGGAAGAACUUCCGCCUCCUCACCUUCCUCAAAGCUCACCUGCAGACCAGAAGGCACCUGAGGCGGACUCAGCAGAACCAGGACCCCACCGACCAGCACUGAACCAGACUGGAUCCUGUCCAGCAGUCACAGAACUCUGAGCUCUGACCCACUUCUAGACGUCCCGCUUCUAGACGUCCCGCUUCUAGACGUCCCGCUUCUAGACGUCCCAGUUCUAGGAGUCCCAGUUCUAGGAGUCCAGUUAGUUUAGAACCGUUCUUUCUUUUCUAUAAAGGUUUCCUUUUUUCCCGUUCCUUCCAUCCGUUGCUGUUGAUCCAAACCUUCUAAGGUGAGACGUGACUCCAUGGGCCAGAUGUGGACUGGUUUCCAGUCUAAUGUGGACUGGUUUCCAGUCUGAGCAGCUGGUAGGUCCCCAGUAAUUCCAGAUGAUAGCGUGUAAUCCAUCAGACCUGCGGCCAGAUUAAAGGACGUAUACAAGCGAUAAUCCACCUUUGUGUUUGAACAAAAGCUGUAAUCACCUUCCUGAUGAUGGCUGCUAAUCUGCUGCAGAUAAACAGCCUGUUUACUCGCUGCAGCAACAGCUGGAUCUGCUCCAGAUGUUGCUGCUGGCUAAUGAGGCAGCAGGACCAGACAACAUGUUUACCUUUAAAUCAUCUUCAGCACGUGAUAAAAACAGCAGCGGCUGAUCUGAU